AGCUGACCAAAUCUUCCACCCACGUUUAAUAUUGAAAGUGGACGAUGGGUAUAACAGUAGAAUUUCACAACGAUGGUUGUGCCCUUAUCAGAAUGCAAAAUGGGCAAAAUCGUUGGAACUUGACGACAUUGAGUCAGCUCAAUAAUGCCCUGGAUGAGGUAGAAAGGAACAAAUCUGCCUCGAUAUUAGUAACCACGGGGGAGGGUAAAUUUUACAGUAACGGCAUUGACCUGGACUGGCUGAACUCUACCGGGAGAUCUAGUGAUGCUGGUAGACAGUUCUACACGGUCCUGCUGGAUACUCUCUGGAGAGUCAUGCACUUUCCAAUACCCACUGUGGCAGCCAUUAAUGGACAUUGUUUCGCUGGUGGAGCUUUUCUGGCAUUGUGCCAUGAUUACAGGGUGAUGCGGUCUGAUCGCGGGUGGAUUUCCUGGAAUGAAACUUUGAUAAGCCUUCGCAUAACAGAUUCACUCAGCGAAAUUUUAGAACGCAAACUCAACAUAGAGGCUUUACGAGAAUCGGUCAUUUAUGCUAAACGAUUAACAGGCCCUGAAGCUCUCAAACUAAAGAUUGUAGAUAGAAUUGAAACAGAAUCAAAUUUGAUAUCUGAAAGUAAAGCGAUUGGCUUCAAGGCUCUUGGUAACAACAUAAUACAACGAAAAGACUUGCAGAACAUGAAGAAAGACAUGAUUCCACGAACAAUCGGCGUAUCUAAACUUUGAGGAAUCGUAUUUCUUUCCAAAAUUUAAAAUGCACUAGUCAGAUUUUGAUAAGAACAUUGUAUUUAACAGUAUGUCGGCUGAGAAUUGAAAUGUUCUAAUGAUCAAAUAUGACAUGCAUAUCACUGUAUCGUCUUGUUGAGAUCAAUAUGCAUAUAAUUUUUUUUUCUUUUCUUUGAACAAAAAUGAGAAGAUAUAUAAACAGUUAUAGUUUUUUUUUCUCUCUCCACUUGACACAAAUUUAUAAAUAUUAGAUUGUUCUAACUCCUUAAUGUUCAGUCAUAAUGUUUAUAAUUGGUCACAUGACUUUAUCAAUAGAAAACGUGAGAGAGGGGGAUGUCGCUGUGAAAGUGAUUAAACUUAUUUAUUUUAACAGUUUAAUGAUAUUAUAAUAAUAAUAAAAAUGUGAAUUUCUUAUUCAA
Molecule: messenger RNA, 1141 nt
Organism: Saccostrea echinata
Lineage: Eukaryota; Metazoa; Mollusca; Bivalvia; Ostreida; Ostreidae
Exons: 4
Coding region: 45-722 (225 amino acids)
Biological process (GO): fatty acid beta-oxidation
Cellular component (GO): peroxisome
Molecular function (GO): delta(3)-delta(2)-enoyl-CoA isomerase activity; enoyl-CoA hydratase activity
Source: RefSeq, a predicted model, not a curated record